AUGGCGAGGAAACCUAUUAGCAAAUGUCGUAGGAAGAUUGAGAUGUGUUUAAUUAACUCUAAGUCAGAUCGACGGGUCUCAUUCUCGAAACGACGUCCUACCAUUUUUAAGAAGGCGAAUGAGCUCUGUAUUUUGACUGGCUCUGAGAUUGCCAUCAUCGUGUUCUCGCCUACUGGUAAGGCAUUCUCAUUCGGAUAUCCUAAUGUUGACAGCGUCACCGAAAGGUUUGUCAAUAAAAUUUUGUUUAUUCGUGAUGACAAUAACAUGAAGCCAUUUGAUGAGAAUGUUCAUAAGCUCAAUGAACAUUGUGGUCGGAUCCAGAGAGCGCUCGGAGAAGAUGAAAACCAUGGAAAAGUGCUAGAUGAGGUUUUGAAGUGUAUGAAGCCUUCGAUAAAUGAAAUGAAUUUUCAGGAGAUACUCGAGUUUAAAACACAUCUAGAGGAAUUUAAAAUUAAAUUUGAAAAUAUGAUGGUUGGAUCCGAGGAUUCUGUGGUUUCUGUGAAACAAGUUAAAGACUUUGAUAUCAAUGCUCUUCCAAAUGAUUAUUAG
Messenger RNA from Impatiens glandulifera, 549 nucleotides. Its product is annotated as agamous-like MADS-box protein AGL62. The transcript has a single exon. The record is from RefSeq and is a predicted model, not a curated record. Gene Ontology annotation, molecular function: RNA polymerase II cis-regulatory region sequence-specific DNA binding; protein dimerization activity; DNA-binding transcription factor activity, RNA polymerase II-specific. Bases 1 to 549 code for a protein of 182 amino acids. Gene Ontology annotation, biological process: regulation of transcription by RNA polymerase II. Lineage: Eukaryota; Viridiplantae; Streptophyta; Magnoliopsida; Ericales; Balsaminaceae.